AUGCCAGGAUCGUCGCCGUCGACGCCACAAGGUGUCACGGCGUGGUGGCGGCGCGCAUCGACUGCGCUCCCACAGUGGGAUCCCUGGGAGGUGGUGGAUUCCACGCGUGAAGCCUGGGUACCGCCCUAUGACGACUGGGCCAAGCAAGCCGAACGCGAAGCUGUGUGGUUUAUCAAGUGGAGAAGCUCAGACUCUGAUUUGGGCUUCAAUUUUCUCUACAAGGACGGCCAGAAGCGUCAUCAGUAUCCACGACGUGAUGAUUGGAACGAUCAGGUGCGACUGUGCUGCAACUUUGCAGGUGAAAAUUAUUUGGAGGUCGACCCCGAUGCCGAACUGGACUUCGAGAUCCACGGCGAGAAGUUCGAUGAGAAGGCUUACCGAGUCUCGUCCACAGACACCACCCGAGACCAGACUCCGAUGAGCGAGAACGUCUACGAAGCUCUUCGUGAUCCCGAUGUGCUCUUACAAGUCUUGCAGUUGAAUGAAGAGCGAUUGCUGCGGGAAUCCCCUUUGAGGAGCGAUCCCGGCCUCGUGGACGUGGGAUUGGCAUGGGGCAUUCACGACGAAACUUUAGGCGAAGGACAAACGUUCCCGGAAGCUCCCGGCGGCCCCCAGAAGCUCCCAGAGCUCCCAGAAGAUUCCCACAAAGGGGGUUAA
Cladocopium goreaui is the source of this 657-nucleotide messenger RNA. Lineage: Eukaryota; Dinophyceae; Suessiales; Symbiodiniaceae. The record is from the annotation of a GenBank genome assembly.